This is a messenger RNA of Punica granatum (pomegranate), 2506 nucleotides long. NCBI's taxonomy places the organism in Eukaryota, Viridiplantae, Streptophyta, Magnoliopsida, Myrtales, Lythraceae. The record is from RefSeq and is a predicted model, not a curated record.
UCUCUCUCUCUCUCUCUCUGAUUCCAACUAACAAAGGACGAGAAGACUCGCAGGGAGACGUCUCGUUCUCCUCUCCCUCCCUCUCCCUCUUCCUCUGUGGGUGACUCCAUUGAUGACUUGCAGGAGCCAAAGCUCCGACCUUUGCGUUUCGUCCAAGCCCUUCACGUAGUGUGCAAAGGACAUCGGAGAAGAAUCGUCAUUCAGGUGAUGCCUCAAGAAGUACAGGACUCCUGCAGGAAUUUCUGAAAUCUGGUCUAAGGGAGGCACUUCCUUAAGCUUUCGACAAGGUUAAGAUACGCCCGCGCUCUUUAGAAGGCAAAAUGAAAGAGCCUCCAAAGGCAACUAUUAAAUCAACCAAGAAGGAAUCAAGAAAAGCUUCUAAUUCUCCCAUCAAUCAGCCUUCUGCCAAGAAGCAAAAUAGGAAGGGGGAAACCCCCAUCAGAUGCUCAUCGACUCCUGAGUUGCCUUCGGAUUUUGGGUGCUCAAAAUCAUGGAUCUGCAAAAACUCUGCCUGCAGAGCUGUUCUCUCCAUUGGUGAUGCAUUCUGUAAGAGGUGCUCCUGUUGCAUUUGUCACUUGUUCGAUGACAACAAGGACCCUAGUCUGUGGUUGGUGUGCUCAUCGGAAUCUGGUAAAGAGGACUCGUGUGGACUGUCCUGUCACAUUGAAUGUGCCCUUCAGUCUGAAAAGGUCGGGGUGGUUGAUCUCGGGCAACUGAUGCGCCUUGAUGGUAGUUAUUGUUGCGCAUCUUGUGGGAAAGUUUCUGGAAUAAUUGGGAAUGUGAAGAAGCAACUUCUUAUUGCAAAGGAUGCCCGUCGUGUUGAUGUCCUCUGUUAUAGAAUAUACUUGAGCUUUAGGCUUUUGGAUGGGACUUCACGGUUCAAAGAACUCCACGAGAUAAUAAAGGAGGCGAAGGCAAAACUAGAAACUGAAGUGGGCCCAGUGGAUGGCAUGUCUGCAAAGAUGGCUCGAGGAAUUGUAAGCAGACUGUCCAUUGCAGGUGAAGUGCAGGAACUCUGCUAUAUUGCAAUCGAGAAAGCAGAUGAAUGGUUGAGUUCUGUUUGCAGUGAAAGUUCAAAUCAGAGAGAGGAUUCACUUCCUGCUGCUUGCAAGUUCCUGUUUGAGGAAGUAACUUCAUCCUCAGUUACGAUCAUUCUACUUGAAUUAUCUACUGAAUUGACAAAUGAUAUCAAGGGCUAUAAGCUCUGGUACAACAGAAGUGGAGAAGAAACCCGAGGUGAAGAGCCGGCUUGCGUCAUCCCCAGAGACCAGAGAAGAAUCCGGAUAUCCAACCUGCUGCCCUGCACAGAGUACACAUUUCGGGUCAUAUCUUACACAGAAAAAGCUGAUUUGGGCCAUUCCGAAGCCAAGUGCUUCACAAAGAGCGUGGAGAUCGUUAAAAGGAACCAGAAAUCGCCUCUUCCUAGGUCUUCAAGCCCUAAGGGUGGCCCAAAGUCCUCGGCCGGUUCCUCUGGGUUCAGAGUUCGAGAUCUAGGGAAGGUUCUUAGUCUAGCUUGGGCCCAGGAGCAGGGCCACCUUGAAGCAGAAUGCUAUGAGGUGACCAAAGUUGGGACAAAAAACAAAUCACAAGAUCAGUUGCCCUUGGUAUUACCCGACUUGAAUGAAGAAUUUACUCCUCCAUUGGAAUAUUCCCGAGACGAAGACAACGGGUGUACACUAGAACGUGCGAUUGGGGCAGAAGAUGAUACAGCUUCCCAUGAAGCUGAGAAGAAUAACUUAGCGGGGUCGUGUGACAGCACUCUAGUAAAUGGGUCCCCCUUUAAUAAUUCCGAUUCUUCAGGGUCUUUGGAUGAGAACUUUGAAUAUGGUGUAAAGAUUAUCAGGUGGCUGGAGUGCGAAGGACAUAUAAAUCAGGAGUUUAGACUUAAAUUUCUGACGUGGUUCAGCCUCCGAUCAAAUGAACAGGAGCGCCGGGUCGUUAACACAUUCAUUCAAACGAUGAUUGAUGAUCCAAUUAGCCUAGCAGGGCAGCUUGUUGACUCAUUCUCAGACAUUGUGUCCAGCAAAGGCAGCCGCAAUGGUAUCUGCUAGAAGAUGCGGUAUUAAAUUUCUGGCUAGGAAGGGCUGAUUUAUAGGUGACCUUGCCUCGAUUACCUCUAAUGUAGCUAUUCAUUGGUACCAAGGGUUCCAUUCAGGUAAGAUGCUCGGGCGACUGAUUGUGGAGACGAGUCUGAUUAUUUGUCUGGAAGAUAGAAAUGCUUCUGAUUUGUGGUAGUUGACAGUUGCCAUUUAAACAAGCAAAUUUCAUUUGAAGCUGUAGGAAAUUGAGAACUGCAUUGUCUACAACUCAUUUGUUGUCCAACGUUUUCAAUCUUCAGCUUUUCUUAUCUUUUCGUUCGAAUUUUAAAUUUAUCCUUCCCCAUGGUGAUAUAUUGUCAUGGAAGAAAUAAGCGCUGGAUAUCUUCAUGUAUCAACCGAUCCAUUAACUGGAUGUUUUGUGGAUCGUACUCAGAUUUAUCACCAUUGGAUUGGCUCUUUCUUGUGCA